UGCUGAAGCUCCGCUCGUUCACGGCUGCGAGCGCUCGCUCGCAUGAGCUAUCCCGACAAUGUUAUCGACACUGCCAAUUAUUAGUAGUUAUCACUAAUUACUACACGCGAGAGUUUGCCAGCCGACCCUGAAAUUCAUCUCCAGUUACCAUCACCGGGGAAAUUAUGAUAAUUUCAGGAACUCGUUCGAGUGCUUGAGCCUCAGCUUCACUUCUGAUCGAGAUCGCUAAAUGUUAGCAGUCGUCGCGCAGCUUCGAUAUCGACUUAUCGCGAUUUUACGAUGCGACGUCGUCCUUGAGAAACGAGGAGCAAGUGUGGCCAUAGAAAACUUUUUAGUGAUCAGAGCCUUUAAUCGAGAGGAUUCUUAUUUGUGAUUGCGGAUAAAUAUGACGAGCGUGCUGUAUCCUGAUAGUUUGAAUACCAUCCCGCAGGACGACAGGAGCUGCCGCAGCGAUGACUCCGGCGGCGAGGUCUUCAGGAACAUUCCAAGGAGCAGCAGCAUCUUUCGAGUCUGGAAGAUCGAGGGUCUACGCGCAACGGUCGUGACCAGCAGUAACAUGGGCCUCUUCCUCUCUGAAUCGGCAUACAUCGUGUAUACCGUGUCCGCAAAGGACAGUGCUCUUCCCUACCCGGGAAUGCCGAUCAAGGAGCUGAAAGGCAGCACGGUGGUGCGCGCUAUUCACUUUUGGGUUGGCGCAAACUGCGACUCGACGGCUUCCGGCGCCGCGGCGCUCCGCGCCGCCGAGCUGGACUCGCAAGUUUCAGCAGUGAUCCUGACACGAGAGGCGCAGGGCCGCGAGAGCCCCCGGUUUCUCGCCUACUUCAGGCAGCGACUGAUCAUCGAGAACCAGCACUUUGAGCAACUUCCCUGCACUCUUCAUCGUGUUUCCGGAGUGACCGUGCCGAUCCUGACGGAAUUGGAGAGAGUUCACUGGGAGCACUUCAGCUGUCGAGAUGUCAUCCUGGUGGACGUCUGCGCAAAGGGUGUCGUCUUCCUAUGGCUGGGGUCUCUGUCAGACCCUUUACACAAACGUCAUGCCGCAAGUCUUAUGGAAUCCCGAAAGGAGAACAACAACGGUCGCGUGGUAAUAGUAGAAGAUGGCUACGAGCAGACGCUUUCUGAGGGCGACCGGGCGCUCUUCGGCAGCGUGCUGGAACCUACAACAAGGGUGGUAGCACCCGAUCGUCAACACCGCGUCAACCCACCGAGUCCCAUCAAGCUAUACAGGUGCAGCGAACAGUCCGGCAAGUACAAGGUCGCCGAGCUCAAGUCCGGGCCGAUCCUGCGUAGUGACCUGACCUCCGAUGCCGUGUACCUAGUGGAUCGGGGCGAAGCCGGGGUCUGGGCGUGGGUGGGUCGCGACGUCAACGCCAGGGAGAGAUUAGAAGCCGUGAGGAACGCACGCGGCUUCGUCAAGAAGAAGAACUACAGCGACGGCAUGCCGGUGGCCAGAGCAGCGGAAGGUCACGAACCGGCGGAAAUGAAGGCACUGUUGAGGGGCUGGGAGCCUUCCAAGACGAGACCUUUGACCUUGCCAACAAGUUUCGAGCCCGAUUACAUGAACGAGAGACCCAAGAUGGCAGCGGAAUGCCAGCUGGUAGACGACGGUUCCGGCGAGAGGACCCUGUGGAGGGUUGAGCAGAAGGAGGGCAUGAUCCAGGUGGAAGAUAAAGGAAUCUACUAUGCUGAAGCUUGCUACGUGAUGCUGUACAAGUACGGACAGGGACGAAGGUGUCGAAGUAUUGUCUACUGUUGGGAAGGUGUCCAUUCCAUCAAAGUGGAUCGAGACGCAGCCUUGUUGGCAGCCUGUCGUUUAUCCGAAGAGACGACCGCGCAAUUAGUAAAGGCGUCCCAAGGCAGAGAGCCGCCUCAUUUGUUGCAAAUCUACGACGGAAAGUUGAAGAUACUCGUCGGACGACACCGCGACUCGCCGCCGAAGAAAUAUCUGGUCAGAGUAUUCGGCUCGACGCCGUACACCUCGAGUGCCGUGGAGCGGACAUUGCGAGCGAGCAGCCUGGACUCUAGUGCGGUGUUUAUCCUGUUCUCUAGCGUGCCAGUUGUCUGGUGUGGUGGCAAGAGCACCGGCGACGCUCGGCAGGCGUCGCGACGUCUCGCACCCAGAAACGCGCCUCUUGUCGCGGAGGGUAAGGAGGACGAUGAGUUCUGGGCUGAGCUCGGAGGAAGAGGCACGUAUAACACAGAGAUCGAGGAAGUCGGUGAGGAGCUGGACAAGCACCUGUUCCAAUGCCGCACCGAGAAUGGCCUCUUUGUGGGCGAGCAAGUUCUCGGGUUCCGCCAGAACUCCCUAAUACCGGAAGCCACCUGGCUGCUGGACGCUGGCAGCGUGAUCUGGAUGUGGAUAGGCAAGUUCUCCGCGCCGAGGAGUCUGCAGGAGUGCGUCGAGGACGCGACCAUCUAUCUCUACACGCAUCCCGCAGGUCGAAAUCGCAACACGACCAUUUCCGUGAUCAAGCAAGGUCUGGAACCAGCCACGUUCAUCGGACUGUUCGACAAUUGGAAUCACAAUCUGCUGAGGGACUACAAGCCCUUCGAGGUCUCCUGCGGCCUACUGGAGGACCGGGACCAAUCAGUGCGGGCCCAACCAACCUCGAAAGCCGCUACGGAUUUCGACAACUACAUCAAGUAUCCGCCGGCGGUGCUGAAGAGCGAGCCAGAAAACUUACCGAGCGGCGUGGACGUCAGCCGCAAGGAGAUGCAUUUAACUUACGACAAUUUUAUCGCGAUCUUCAAGAUGGAGCCCGUAGAAUUUGAAAAGCUACCGACCUGGAAGAGGCAGCGGCUCAAGCAGGCCGCUGGGCUCUUCUGAGCGAAUUUAAGGAGUUUUCCCUGCGCAAUACGAUUCAUUUGCGUACAAGACGAUACUCGACAUUUUAAUUAGCUUUUCUUUUCAGUGAGAAACUUUCCUCUUUCCUUAGUUUCUAGUAAGUUUUAUCGAUAUUCUUAAUCAGCUGAGCUACGAUGACUUUUUUACACGGGAAUUUGAAUUAAAAAGUUGCACGCUUCAAUUUUGCGACGUCAUAGCAAUCUUUAUUACAAAUAUCUGAUGACCUUGGCAACAGGCGCUUCAGUGUUUGGAGAAAAUUUACUAUAUAACUUAAGUUUAGAACGCUGAAUUACUUAACGGAACUUUACGAGGACGUGUCCAUUGGCUCGGACUCGAUUCUGUGCACCGUCUCGUCCUCGAUGAUGAUCGGCUG
Messenger RNA from Ooceraea biroi (clonal raider ant), 3218 nucleotides. RefSeq names its product villin like protein quail (gene qua). The record is from RefSeq and is a predicted model, not a curated record. Gene Ontology annotation, biological process: barbed-end actin filament capping; cytoskeleton organization; actin filament severing. Lineage: Eukaryota; Metazoa; Arthropoda; Insecta; Hymenoptera; Formicidae. Gene Ontology annotation, molecular function: actin filament binding; phosphatidylinositol-4,5-bisphosphate binding. Gene Ontology annotation, cellular component: actin cytoskeleton; cytoplasm.